Molecule: messenger RNA, 794 nt
Organism: Drosophila obscura
Lineage: Eukaryota; Metazoa; Arthropoda; Insecta; Diptera; Drosophilidae
Exons: 4
Coding region: 54-755 (233 amino acids)
Source: RefSeq, a predicted model, not a curated record
UUCCGAUUUGAGCAAAGCAAUGUUAGUUAAAAAUUCGAUUCAAUACAAACAAGAUGCUUCACAGAGUUCAGCCCUGGCCGUGGCUGUGGCUCUGCCUCUGCCUUACUGUGAUCUGCAGUCUCGCCUUUGUGGCGGGCCACACAAGGAAUAUCUAUGGCCCAGACGGCAGCUGGAAUGGCAGCCAUAACACACUGAGUCGCUCGAAGCGUGUGGCCAUCUUCGAUGGACAGGGCGUUACCAAGUUUGUGCCUAGCUUGGCGUAUCCUGUGAAGCAGGCGGACAAGGAGCAGUCGUUCUGGUGGUUCGUCAACUUUCAGUGCCAAUGGACACCCACCUCAAUUCCCCUCUAUUGGUGGAGUUUCUGGAACACCACCGCCUUCGUGUCCACAGCCCGUGAAUGGCGCAAGGAUAUGCAACUCAAACUGAAACACGAUGAGGCACGCACCUGGGUCUACGAUGCCAUCGAAACGGGCAUGGAGCAAUUUCUGCUUUCUGCUUUCAGGCUGGAUGGCGAAAAUGGAGGCGUGUGCCUGCUGCGCAGCAUCUGUGAGAUAUCCCAGCGACCCUUUCAGAACAGCAACAUUUUCAGCGAGAUACUCAAUGCGGUGCUGGUACCCACCCUCGACAAUGUGGCGGAGAAGUAUCUGCACGCACGGGACGCGGGUCGUGCGGGUGCGGACUGUGAAAGGAGCUACGACGACUGCAAUCCGCUGCUCUGGAUAAUGGUCACGAAUUUGGCGAAGAAUCCCUUUUGAAUAAAGCAUCUAUACAGCAACUAUGUUUAGUCCGCAAUU